Messenger RNA from Cyprinodon variegatus (sheepshead minnow), 2486 nucleotides. RefSeq names its product solute carrier family 26 member 10-like (gene slc26a10). Lineage: Eukaryota; Metazoa; Chordata; Actinopteri; Cyprinodontiformes; Cyprinodontidae. The coding region runs from base 87 to 2165 and encodes 692 amino acids. The transcript is spliced from 18 exons. Gene Ontology annotation, biological process: transmembrane transport. Gene Ontology annotation, cellular component: membrane. Gene Ontology annotation, molecular function: bicarbonate transmembrane transporter activity; sulfate transmembrane transporter activity; chloride transmembrane transporter activity. The record is from RefSeq and is a predicted model, not a curated record.
AACAUUCUGCCCUUAUAUUUACAACUUAAAAAGCACACCUUGACUACUUCAGCCGCAACAACUGCAGGGAAAAGCAUCAGCGCGACAUGAGCGCCUCUGUGGCCGUAUACAGAGACAUCUACACGGAGGACCGCUUCAAGCAGGCCUAUGGCUCCGAGGAAGACGCGCCUGCUGGUCUGAGGCUGCGGGAGAAACUGGCCGGGAAGUGCAGGUGUUCAAGGCGAGCCUGGCUGACUUUGCUCGGGGAGAGAGUCCCGCUUAUCAGCUGGCUACCGAGCUACAGGUUGAGGAAAUGGAUUUUAGGAGACGCUAUUGCUGGACUGACUGUUGGUAUUCUUCACAUCCCCCAAGGUAUGGCCUUUGCUUUGCUAACAUCAGUGGCUCCAAUUUAUGGCCUCUACACGUCCUUCUUCCCAGUAGUCCUGUAUAUGAUUUUUGGUACUGGCCGCCAUGUAUCAACAGGUACCUUUGCUGUUAUUAGUCUGAUGACCGGUUCUGUGGUGGAGCAGCUGGUUCCAACUCCGCUUGCCUUCAACUCAAGCUCACCUGAAGCAGCAGAGUUUGAGGCUCAGCGGAUUGGAGUAGCUUCAGCCAUAGCACUACUAUCAGGAAUCAUCAUGCUCUGCAUGUUUGGACUUCAGCUUGGUUUCCUCUCCACCUAUCUGUCAGAGCCGAUAGUGAAGGCUUUCACCAGUGCCGCUGCCUUCCAUGUCACAGUCUCACAGCUCCAAAGCAUGCUCGGCCUGAGACUCCCUCGCCACACUGGGACCUUCUCUCUCUUCAAGACGUUGGCCUUAGUGAUGGAGAACCUGUCCCACACAAACAUGGCUGAGCUGCUGAUCUCUGUGGUCUGUCUGGCUGUACUGGUACCAGUUAAGGAGGUCAACACGCGUUACCGGCACCGUCUGCGCACACCCAUCCCUGUAGAAAUCCUCAUGGUGAUUAUCGCUACAUGCGUGACCUAUUUUUCAUCGCUAGAUUCCAGUUACAACAUUGAGAUAGUUGGCCAUAUCCCUGCAGGAUUCCCAAAGCCACAGUUGCCUGCGUUCCACACUUUCCCUGCCAUUGCUGGAGACACAGUUGCCAUAACAUUUGUUGGAUAUGCUGUAUCUGUUUCACUAGCAAUGAUUUACGCUGACAAACAUGGAUAUUCCAUACAUCCCAACCAGGAGCUGCUAGCUCAUGGGAUCUCCAACACUGUGUCCUCCUUCUUCACUUGUUUCCCCAGCUCAGCCACUCUGGCUACCACCAACAUACUGGAGAGCGCUGGAGGACACACACAGCUCUCAGGCUUCUUCACCAGUCUGGUUGUCUUGAUUGUCCUGCUGCUGAUCGGACCCCUGUUCUACUCUUUACCCAAGGCAGUGCUGGCAUGCAUCAAUGUUACAAGCCUCAGGCAAAUGUUUUUGCAGUUCCAAGACUUACCCGAGCUGUGGAGAGUCAGCAAGCUUGAUUUUAUGGUUUGGGUUGUAACCUGGCUGUCUGUGGUGGUGUUGAAUGUGGACCUUGGAUUGGCUAUCGGCGUGGUUUUCUCUAUGAUGACUGUGAUCUGUCGAACACAAAGGGCUGAAUGCUCAGUCCUUGGGCAGGCAAGCAAUACAGAAAUAUACAGACCUCUGGAGAAUCACAGCAAGUGCUAUGAAGUACCGGGAGUGAAGAUCCUGAUGUACAAUGGGCCAAUUUACUAUGGGAAUCGCAGCUUUUUCAGGGAGAAAAUGAGCAGAGUUUUGGGUCUGACGCCAGAAAAGAUCCGCAGUCGGGAAAAGGCCAGAAAAGCUUUAGAAAAGCGGGAGAGAGAGGCCUCUGUCAGCACUGUGGAGAGGGGAGUUGCAAACACAUCAUUUUCCUCAGUAAAUGAGUUCUUUGAAACAGCAGAAACAUCAGAAAAAGAUGUCCAGGCUGUUUUGAUUGACUGCAGCGGAGUGAUAUUUGUUGAUGUUGCUGGAGCGAGACUCUUCACACAGAUGUGCACAGAGUGCCACAAAAUUGGAAUUCACGUUUAUUUGGCAAAUUGCAAUGAGAGUGUUUUAAAGAUCCUGACAUCUAGUGGCCUGAUGAGACACAUGAAUCCUCAACAUAUUUUUGUUACCGUUCAUGAUGCUGUCAUGUACAUUCAGCAGCAGAGGGAAAAACCGCCAGAAAACACCAAAACAGUUUGGGUAUGAACCAAGGGAACAACGUCUGUGACUAUGAUAUCACCUACUAAGUUGCAGAAAACAGCUGAUUCAGACUGGACUGUAUGGACGUAUUUCAAAGUGACAAUGGCCUGUUUUAUCAUCAUCUGUAUAUUUUAAUUUACAGUUUAGUUACAUUUCAACAUUAACAAUUAUUUUGACAGAUGUAGCACUCUGCUGGCACAUUUAAAUCCUAGCUGGAUUUAACUGAAGUAGAGGCAGUUCCUAAACACUGUAGAAAUGUUUCAGACGUACUCUUAAUUAGGCAUUGUAACAGGUAUAUAUUUCUAGAUUUCAGAUUUGAAAUAUUUA